Molecule: messenger RNA, 2211 nt
Organism: Anguilla anguilla (European eel)
Lineage: Eukaryota; Metazoa; Chordata; Actinopteri; Anguilliformes; Anguillidae
Exons: 5
Coding region: 416-1504 (362 amino acids)
Biological process (GO): magnesium ion transport
Cellular component (GO): membrane
Molecular function (GO): magnesium ion transmembrane transporter activity
Source: RefSeq, a predicted model, not a curated record
UUCCUUCAGCCGUCCCUGGUGUCGCAUACUUGGAAGUAAGGUUCCGACACUUAAUCUAUUGAUCGGAAGCUAAUCACAGUCAUAAACGUGUAUUCUCUGGCCGGAAAAUAAAACAUAUAUCGCCCUGAGUAUCUCAAUAUUAAUUAUUUUAUUAUUAAUUAAUCAACUAACGUUCACUAAAAAAACACCAACCAGUUGAAACGACUCGCGGGGACUGAAUUCAGAAUGCAAAUUGUGCUCUAACAAGGAAGUCGUUCGUUAACAUUAAGCUAGUUUCUGCUACGAAAAAUCGUAGGAAUGCGGGGAACAAUUUUCGGAUUUUGUAUUUUGCUAGCGUAAGCCAAGGCUAUGUUAGCCGAUGUUAGCUUUAUAGCUAUUACGCGCCUUGUAUAACCAUCUGUUUAACGGAUUUCCUAUGGACCUCAAUGCGGUCAAUCGACUCGACUUCUACAUUGGCCUCUCCCUGGCAGUCAGCUCCAGUAUCUUCAUCGGCGGCAGCUUUAUCCUGAAGAAGAAGGGUCUCUUGCGUCUAGCGAAAAGGGGCUCAACGAGAGCUGGACAAGGCGGACAUGCCUACCUAAAGGAAUGGUUGUGGUGGGCAGGACUUAUAUCAAUGGGAGCCGGCGAGGCAGCAAACUUUGCAGCAUACGCUUUUGCACCGGCCACACUUGUGACACCGCUGGGAGCCCUCAGUGUUUUGGUUACUGCAGUACUGUCGUCCUAUUUCCUGAAUGAACGUUUGAAUGUUCACGGGAAAGUCGGCUGUUUGCUGUGUAUCUUGGGUUCCACUGUGAUGGUUCUCCAUGCCCCACAAGAGGAGGAGGUGGCCUCCUUAAAGGCCAUGGCAGAGAAGCUCGAAGAUCCAGGAUUCAUUGUGUUUGCUGUAUGCGUCGUGGUAAGCAGCUUGAUCCUGAUAAGUGUGGCUGCACCACGCUAUGGACAGAAGAACGUGCUGGUUUACAUCCUGAUCUGCUCUGUGAUUGGAUCCUUGUCCGUGUCUUGUGUGAAGGGCAUUGGAAUUGGCAUCAAGGAGCUUUUUACUGGGAAGGCUGUGCUGAAGGAACCCCUGUUUUGGGUCUUGCUGGUGCUCCUGGUGGUCUGUGUCAGUUUGCAAAUAAACUACCUGAACAAAGCCCUGGAUAUCUUCAACACCUCCAUUGUCACGCCCAUAUACUAUGUCUUCUUUACCACCUCGGUCAUGGCCUGCUCUGCAAUCCUUUUCAAGGAGUGGUUUCGGAUGACGGCGGACAACGCUGUGGGCACAGUCAGCGGGUUCCUCACCAUCAUCCUGGGCAUCUUCCUCCUCCAUGCCUUUAAGGACAUCACCUUUAGUUGGGACACUCUUCCCGUCUUCCUGCACGAGGACCACCGGGGAUCCACCUGGAGUCAGCCCUACAUUGCCCUUACCGAUCAGGAGAUUGCCACUGAUGAGUAUGGGCAGUCUUCCAGGAUCAGAGCCACAAAGGAGAACUUGCCAGACAAGAAUACUGCCCUCACCACCUAACAGAAAAUCCCUACCAACAUCUUCUAACCUUGCAUUGUACUGCAUUAGAAGGUCGGGGUGGCUCCAGAGCUCCAGUUUGAGUUUAAUAUACUGCAAUAGCUGUAUCUCGCCCCAAUGCCUUUGAAGUCAUUCAGAAAUCCAAGUGUGCCUUUAUUUUAUAUACUGAAGUCAUGGUGGUAGCUUAAUGUUACUUUUUAGCUUUGUUAGUGCAAAAUGUUUGAUACUGUAAUUUAAUGGAGUGCAGAAUUAAAGCCCGCCUUGCCACUUUAUUGGUGCCUUGUUGAAUGUAUGCUUUUUGUUGUAGUUUGCUUUCAUCAGUAAUGUUUCCUAAUACCCUCUUCAGUUUUUGCCAAAUGCACAGGUCCUGUGAAAUUUGUAAUUUCACUAAUAUAUUCAGGACGGUCAAGUAAGGUCAGGAAAAAAUGCCAAUGUAUUGAAUAUGAUUAUUUAUAUAUAUUUUUUAAACAGUUGUAAUUUAUUUUGAGUUCUGCACAUAAUUGCUAGGAGUCAAGAAUCAUGUGCCUGUCUCUUACUUUAGCAUUAACAGUGAGUUGACCUUAAGCUGUGAUAUUUCAACUAGAUUUCUGACUAACUUAAGUAAAAAUUAUUAUUUCAAUUUUAAUGAAUGGUGCAAUAGUCUAUCAGUCUUAUACAAUAAUGACAUUUUUAUGUACUGUAAAUUGUAAUAAAAUAUUCUUUGUAGUGUA